This is a messenger RNA of Hevea brasiliensis (rubber tree), 1702 nucleotides long. Its product is annotated as guanosine nucleotide diphosphate dissociation inhibitor At5g09550. Lineage: Eukaryota; Viridiplantae; Streptophyta; Magnoliopsida; Malpighiales; Euphorbiaceae. The transcript is spliced from 13 exons. Bases 150 to 1493 code for a protein of 447 amino acids. The record is from RefSeq and is a predicted model, not a curated record. Gene Ontology annotation, biological process: small GTPase-mediated signal transduction; protein transport; vesicle-mediated transport. Gene Ontology annotation, cellular component: cytoplasm. Gene Ontology annotation, molecular function: Rab GDP-dissociation inhibitor activity.
CUAAAGACCUGCUCAAGAUCAACCCAACACAGAAAAUUAUCCAAUCUUUCUAUUUCCUUUCCGUAGACAUAGAGCUCUGAUCUAUCCGAUCAAUCUCUCUUUUGGAUUAAGAUUAAUUGUGGGUUAAUUAGCAAAUUAAUUAAUUAACCAUGGAUGAAGAAUAUGAUGUGAUAGUUCUUGGUACUGGUCUCAAGGAAUGCAUUCUGAGUGGCCUUCUUUCUGUUGAUGGACUCAAGGUUUUGCAUAUGGAUCAAAAUGAUUAUUAUGGAGGAGAAUCAACCUCUCUUAAUCUUAAUCAGCUUUGGAAGCGAUUUAGGGGAAGUGAUGAAAAGCCUCCAGAAAGCUUGGGUACAAGUAAGGAGUAUAAUGUUGAUAUGGUACCUAAGUUCAUCAUUGCCAAUGGAAAUUUGGUUCGUGUUCUCAUCCAUACUGAUGUUACCAAAUAUCUUAACUUCAAGGCUGUUGAUGGUAGUUUUGUGUACAAUAAAGGAAAGAUCUACAAAGUCCCAGCAAAUGAUGUUGAAGCACUGAAGUCACCCCUGAUGGGACUUUUUGAGAAGCGUCGUGCUCGGAAAUUCUUCAUUUAUGUCCAAGACUAUGAAGAAAAUGAUCCAAAAUCUCAUGAAGGCCUAGACUUGACAAAAGUUACAGCAAGAGAGAUUAUUUCAAAAUAUGGGUUAGAAGAUGAUACAAUUGACUUUAUCGGUCAUGCAUUGGCACUUCACCUAGAUGAUAUUUACUUGGAUCAGCCAGCUCUGGAUUUUGUGAAGAGAAUGAAGCUCUAUGCGGAAUCGUUAGCACGUUAUCAAGGAGGAUCACCUUAUAUCUACCCAAUGUAUGGACUUGGAGAACUGCCUCAGGCAUUUGCACGCUUAAGUGCGGUAUAUGGUGGAACUUACAUGCUUAACAAGCCAGAAUGCAAGGUGGAGUUUGAUGCAGAUGGGAAAGCCAUUGGUGUGACUUCUGAAGGAGAGACUGCUAAAUGCAAGAAAAUUGUUUGUGAUCCAUCAUAUUUACCUGACAAGGUUCAGAAGGUUGGAAAAGUUGCUCGCGCUAUAUGUAUAAUGAGCCAUCCUAUUCCAGACACUAGUGAUUCUCACUCAGUCCAGCUUAUUAUACCACAGAAGCAACUCGGUCGUCAAUCAGAUAUGUACCUUUUCUGUUGUUCUUAUUCCCACAAUGUUGCCCCAAGGGGAAAAUAUAUUGCUUUCGUUUCAACUGAAGCGGAGACCGACAAACCUGAGGUAGAAUUGAAGCCAGGAAUUGACUUGCUUGGCCCUGUAGAUGAAAUAUUCUAUGACACUUAUGACAGAUAUGUACCUACGAACAAUUCUGAAGUCGAUCACUGCUUCAUAUCUACAAGUUAUGAUGCAACAACUCAUUUUGAGACCACAGUAGAUGAUGUGAUUGCAAUGUACAGUAAGAUUACUGGAAAGGCUCUUGAUCUUUCUGUGGACCUGAGUUCUGCAAGUGCUACUGCUGAUGAAAAAUAACUUUUUUUUUUUCCUCACAAUGGUUAAAUAUUAGUGGAAGAUAAUGAACCAUCAUUGGAAAAUUGUUUUUUUGGGAAAUUAUGCUUCUCAAAUUCAUUCAUUUUACAUUUUUUAAAAUUUAUUGUAGCUUGCCUAAUCGUUUCUUGGCAGUUCUGGUUGGCUAACCAACUAUACUGAAUCAAUAAUAUCAUUUUGAUACCCCAUUUUUC